AUGGUAGUCAAGGAUAAGAUAGUGCUCGAGAGUGGGCUCUUCUGGAAAUUGGCGAUCAAGCCCACACAAUUCAAAGGAUACUUCUGUGAGCCAGUAACUCGCCAAUUUGAGUCAGAGUUGGAGCCAUGUAACCGCCAUGAUUACCGUUGGAGAUGCAUUUUUACCGAGAACAUGAUUAACGGCAAGACCACCAUUGAUAUUGUAAUCCAGCCUGCCCAGGUCUCUUCGGCACAGUCGCAGAGAAGCCAGCAGCAGAGAUCUGUCAACCAUGAGUCUGACUCAAAUGCAGUAAUGAGUCAAUCUGAAGGCGGUUGUUUGGGACAGGGAAGGGAGUCGCGUCAAGAAGCACAGUCGCAGCUGCGAUUGCGAGAACAUUUUGUUGCCAGAGGAACCGAAUCGCUAGAGGCUAAUGUUGGCCUUGAUGCCGAUGUAAUUCUACACCGUGGUAUGUAUCAUUUUGAAAUCGUUUUUCUCGAAGACAUUUCAUCUUAUCAAGUUCCAAGCCUUUGUUCAUGCCAUCGAAUCCUGGACUCAAUGUUCCAUGAGGUCAUCGCGGAGCCAAUACCCGAUACUACCGGCGCCGAUAUUUGGUUUGAAUUUACUUCAGAGGAUUUGGCUCGGAGCGGUCAUGGUAAUGAUGAUGAUCGAGGCAGGAAGGCCACGACAGUUGUGGGUGCUCACAUUAGCGUUCUCUCGCGGCACAAAUAUUUCGCUAUGUGGAUUGAGCGAGAAAGGGAGAUGCAGAAACAGCGCCGACGCCAGGAACUGGAUGAAGAGUGGCGCAUACAUCGAGAGAGUCAAUGGCUCCUUGGACAGCAUCGGCAGCAUCGGCAUCAGCAACAAUCACCAAGAUAUGGCAUAGAUGAUGAAGAUGAAUUAAUACAACAUGGAUAUUCUCUGCCGUAUGGGGAUCUAAAAUAUCAACAAACAUUUCCAGCGCUCGAACAGACAACCCAUAUAUCUUCAUCUUUUCUCCCACAUCCACAGUCGCGCUCAUACAUUAAGGAAUCAAAUGAGACUGAGGGUAUAGACCGUAGGAUUACGUAUCCAAGUUUUACUCCGACAACCUUAUCGCACAUUCACACACAGCUGCUUCCAGCAUUAAGGAUUCCAGUCAAAGAUAUAUCCUUGGGCACGUUUCAAGUCAUUCUAUAUUUUAUAUAUAUGGGACGUAUUGGCAUUUCAAAACAACAGAUAGCUGACAUUGACUCUUACUGGAAUGAAAACGCCGAGGAAUAUCGGCUUCCAGAAGAGGACAGUGACAAUCUACAGAGUCUUUUGGAGAAGGGUUGGUCCGCAUAUCGCCAGUAUGAUGGAUCCAAGGUUGAAGACCCUAGAGGCUAUCCAUGCUGGACCCCAAUCAAUCUGCCCCCACUUAAACCUUCGACAAUAGCUGUAGAAGACUAUUCCGACGGCGAUGAAGUAUUUGGUAAAGUUGCUGGUACUACUGAUGACGAUAACCGUUCAGGGGGGCGGACAUUUACAGCGCCACUCUUUGCUGCGUCUGAUGGGCCUGACUGUAGUACUAAUAGGCAAGGCAAUACUCCAUGUGUCUAUACCUUCCCAUCCGCGUGGAUGUUUUUGCCUUGGAUCUCUUGUACUCGUGGAAAGCAGGUUUUUCUAGAAAAUUUAGUUGAUGAGCAAUCAAGAUCGCCCCAAGAGGGAAAUCACCACUUUAAUUUGCCUUCUACAACUUCACAAUUGCUCCCUCAGCCUCUUCUUGCAUCUCGUUCUGCGAGUUGUUCCUGGGAAGACCUUUUAAUGGCCUCAACUCUUUAUGAAAUACAGGACCUUCGUGCGCUGGCCAUUAAAGCGGUGGAAUGUCAUAGUCAGAUGACACUAAUUCAGGCAUCGAUCAGUAGCCAUAUGGCUGCAAAAGUAGCCCAUAAUGGCUUUGAUGAGAGCACUUUGGAUCUUCAGCUGGCUAUAUGCGAACAGAACUUACGUGCCUUCCUAAAACUCUAUCGGUGUCCAUUACUAAAGGCCAGUGGCGAGGGUCUAGCUUCCAGAACAGGGGAACCCCGUCAUGCCAUGUAUCAGCGUGAGCAAGAUUUAGAUGGAGUCCAAGGGGAGAUCCGCACAAGGCCAUGGUGGGGAACACGAAAGGAUCAGCAGCAAAGAAAAGAUAUGGAAAAAGGAUCGGAGCAGGAGCAGCAGCAGCAGCAAGAACAGGUGAAAGAAAAAGGCCAAGAGUCAGAGUCAGAGUCAGAGUCAGAGUUAGGGACAGGAGAGCCAAAAGUCCGGGGUUUUAAAAAUGAAAAAAGUGACCAAGUCGGACAAGAUGAGCAUCAACAACAACUGAGAUCAGCACCUACGUUAGAGGCCAUUGAAAAGGCGUUUGCGGCGCCGGAAUGUGAUGCAGCCAUUGACGAGCUCUGUGAAGAUAUUCAAAGCCACUAUCAGCCCUUGUAUGAUAUUAUGCAAAUGCGAUAUUGCACUGGAACUGAGUAA
Messenger RNA from Lobosporangium transversale, 2451 nucleotides. RefSeq lists its product as hypothetical. The transcript is spliced from 2 exons. Bases 1 to 2451 code for a protein of 816 amino acids. The record is from RefSeq and is a predicted model, not a curated record. NCBI's taxonomy places the organism in Eukaryota, Fungi, Mortierellomycota, Mortierellomycetes, Mortierellales, Mortierellaceae.